This is a messenger RNA of Dermatophagoides farinae (American house dust mite), 653 nucleotides long. RefSeq lists its product as uncharacterized. The record is from RefSeq and is a predicted model, not a curated record. NCBI's taxonomy places the organism in Eukaryota, Metazoa, Arthropoda, Arachnida, Sarcoptiformes, Pyroglyphidae.
UAAAGGAUUAUGUAGAACAAAUUUUAAUUGAAAACAGUGAUGACACAAAUAACGAUGAUGAUGCUCAAAAUAAUCAUUCCGAUUUCUUGUUUUUUGUUAUUAGUGGCCAUACCAAACGCUAUUGAGGCUGUAUGUCGUUGUAGUGGUUCAAGUACAAGAGAAUAUUGUGGUACCGAAUUGAAUCGUAUCAAUCGUAAUCAGGAUUGUACACGAGAUCAAUAUCUAUGUGGUCCAUCUAAUCGUCGUGGACAAGCUAUUGUUGUGAAAAAAUGUCGUCAAGGUUAUGAAUGUGAUGUUCAACGUGAAGGCUACAGUAACGCUUGUCUCUUGGAUAUUGAUUGUCAUUGUCCAUCUAAUCUUCAAGCUGAUGGUCGUACCCGAUACUGUGGUGAUCGUCUAAGUGGUCGUGAUUGUAAUUCAUCUAUUGUAUUUACUUGUGGUCGAAGUUAUCCAAAUCCGAUCGAUGCAUGUCCGAAUGGUUGCCGUGAUGGUCAUUGUGUUUAAAAUAUAAUGAAUAUAUGAGUACAUUUCAAUGACAGAAUACAUUUUAUAAGAUCCUAAUUCAUGGAUCAGGAAUUUUCGACGAAAAUAAAAUCUUUUGCACAAUCUUUUUUUGUCACUUAAUAAAUUAUGGAUGGUAGUUGAAAAUUAUA